Molecule: messenger RNA, 2463 nt
Organism: Plectropomus leopardus (leopard coralgrouper)
Lineage: Eukaryota; Metazoa; Chordata; Actinopteri; Perciformes; Serranidae
Gene: pnpla1
Product: patatin-like phospholipase domain containing 1
Biological process (GO): triglyceride catabolic process; lipid homeostasis
Cellular component (GO): lipid droplet; membrane; cytoplasm
Molecular function (GO): triacylglycerol lipase activity
Source: RefSeq, a predicted model, not a curated record
GCAUCCUGCUUUAACUUGGUCUACUUUUACAAGACAGAAAGGAGUUUUUGCCUUAGCACUAAUGCUUUUCCCCAUCUAUGAUUUAAAAAAAUUAAGUUGGUAAUUUCAUAGCAUUUAGAAAAUGGCUCCAGGAGUGUCCAGUUGCCAUUUCCAAGAAGUUCCUCCUUCCAUCUCCUUCUCUGGAUCUGGAUUCAUGGCCACCUACCAGUUAGGUGUCGCCCAGUGCUUCCUACAAUAUGCACCCUGGAUUCUGAGUGCAGCACCUUGUGUCCUGGGUGCGUCUGCUGGGUCUCUGGUCGCAGCUGCUGUGGUCUGUGAAAUGAGCCUGAUUACUAUGCGAGAUGAGAUGCUGAAUUUUGCCAAACAGAUGAAGGGUUUUACACUUGGCCCAUUUAACCCCUCGAUCAAUAUUUUCCACUGGUUGGAGAGUAUUUUACACAAACACCUACCUUCUAAUGCACACCAACUGGCCAAUGGACGUCUGUCUGUGUCUAUGACACGCCUGAGUGACGGCAAGCACAUCAUCAUGACUGAGUUCGAGUCCAAAGAAGAUGUAGUGCAGGCGUUGCUUUGUAGCUGCUUUGUGCCUGUGUACUGCGGGAUGCUGCCUCCAUCCUUCAGAGGAGUGUAUUAUGUGGAUGGGGGUUUCAGCAGCAUGCAGCCAGUGCCAUCUUUACCCCACAGUCAAACCUUGACGGUGUCACCGUUCUCUGGAGAGAUAGACAUCUGUCCCGCCGACACACCUUGCAUGUGGGACAUGGUGGUGAGUGGCACCACCUUGAAGGGGAACAUGGCCAACAGCUUCAGGAUCAUUAAUGCUCUCUACCCGCUGAAUUUAGAGACUCUGGAACAAGCCUUCCACAGCGGCUACAAAGAUGCUAUUCAUUUUCUUCAGAGCCAUGAUCUUGCCCCAUAUUUGAUGAUGCACAAAGUAUCCCUAGGGACACUUAAAUGUCACCAAACCAAAACAUCAAUGACUCUGAUGACUACGACAGAGGAAGAGAAGGAGAAGAAGGUGGAGCAGACCAACGAACUGACGUAUUUUACAGCCAAUAGAUGCAUGCAGACGCGAAGCUCUGAGGAGUGCGAAUCGACCAGAAAUCGACCAAUUAAAGAACCUCCUCAUAAUUUUGACAUGGUAAAGAAUGUUCUGCUGGGCAACAUGGUGACCUAUCUGAGCGUGUUUGGACUUCCUGCCAGAGUCUUAUCCUACCUGCUCCUACCUCUCAUGCUGUCGUUUUACGUACUACACCAGAGUAGGCACAGACUGGAGUUAUUGAUCAGGCAGGCACCUGAGUUGAUGUUCUGGGCUUGGCACGGCCUGAGACAUUUUACAAUCUUCUUUUUCAACAUAUGUGUUGGCACCCUCAAGAAGAACAUAAAUGACCGGAUUAUGCCCACCAUCAUGCUGGUGCAGUGGCUGAUUACAGUACUAUACGAGGCUCGGUAAGGGCAGAUGCACUCUUCGCCUUGAUAUAAGUUUCCUCCUUCUGCCCUUUGUGAAGACGUCAAACUUCAAGAUACAACAAAGAUGACUCACCACUCAGUGUCAUGGGACUAGGGUUACACUGUAUUCUUUGUAUAGCUGAUCACAUGUAUAUUUGUACAGUUUUGCCUUUUUGAGUGUAUAUUGCAAGUGGAGAGAGCAAUGAAAAGUCUAGAAAAGUUGGUAACGUUUUGUAUUUUGUCAAGAGGGAUUAUUUUAACUAAGACAGUUAAAAUGCUUCUGUUCUUUCUGUUUAAAAGUAUCACUACAUCAGUAGAGUACAGAACUUCAAAGAAGACCAUUUGUAGCAGUAAUUUUACCAUCAGCAUUGUACUAGGUUUUUGGUAGAAUAGUUACAGUACAUGAACCAAACAGAAAUCACAGGUACUACACUUUGACAGAAAAGCUCCAUGAACAUAAUGUUUAGUCUGACAGCUGCAUAGGGCAAAAAGUCAUGAAUGUGUAAAUAUUUUGUGGUCAUAGUUAUGUCAUAUGCUUUUGUGGAAAUUGAAAAGUUGGCCUAAUGUCAUUAACAGUCUUGCUCUGAAGAUCAAUUGUUUCAUGAGAUCCUUGGUAGAGGUAUGACUGCUUUCUUUAUAUUAUGCUGUACAACUUCAUUAUUGUAAUCUUUUACAUCUGACUAUGUUAAUGUUAUUUCUAAUGAACAGAAAUAAGAGCUUUACUUCAUCUCUAUAGAACUAAAGAAGUGCACUACAGCCUACAUUGAUUUCUGUUACCAAAACAAAAAAAAUGACUUCGAGCAGCAGCAGAAUGAAUGUAGAGCUGAUUUAAUACUGAAACACCUGUGGUAUUCGAUGUUAUUUUAGUGGUAUAGUCAUACUGCAUAUCGUUCUAAAGCUACGCUUCUUGCAGUGCCUUUAAUGUUGACCAUUUCAAGAUACAACAACGACACAACAGGCUCCAUAAACCCUUCUGUCAGACAAACAACAAACAAAUAAAAAAGUUUUAUUCACCUA